AGCUGCCAAACGUCAGGACCGCGGAGAUGUCGUCGUCGUCGCCGCCGGUGGGGGCUGCCAACGCCGCCAUCUCGGCCUCGGAGAAAGUGGACGGUUUCACCCGGAAAUCGGUGCGCAAGGCGCAGCGGCAGAAGCGCUCGCAGGGCUCGUCGCAGUUCCGCAGCCAGGGCAGCCAGGCGGAGCUGCACCCCUUGCCACAGCUCAAAGUUUGCUUAAUACAAGUUCUCGUGAGGAAACUCAGAAAACCUGUUUUACACUUGGAUACUGCAGAUGCCACUUCAAAUGAACAACAAGAGCUUUUCUGCCAGAAGUUGCAGCAGUGUUGUAUACUGUUUGAUUUCAUGGACUCUGUUUCAGACUUGAAGAGCAAAGAAAUUAAAAGAGCAACACUAAAUGAACUGGUUGAGUAUGUUUCAACUAAUCGUGGUGUAAUUGUUGAAUCAGCGUAUUCUGAUAUAGUAAAAAUGAUAAGUGCUAACAUCUUCCGUACUCUUCCUCCAAGUGAUAAUCCAGAUUUUGACCCAGAAGAGGAUGAACCCACGCUUGAGGCCUCUUGGCCUCACAUACAAUUGGUAUAUGAAUUCUUCUUGAGAUUUUUGGAGAGUCCUGAUUUUCAGCCUAGCAUUGCAAAGCGAUACAUUGACCAGAAAUUUGUACAACAGCUCCUGGAGCUUUUUGAUAGUGAAGAUCCCAGAGAACGUGACUUCCUGAAGACUGUUCUGCAUCGAAUUUAUGGGAAGUUUCUUGGAUUAAGAGCAUUUAUCAGAAAACAAAUUAACAACAUUUUCCUCAGGUUUAUAUAUGAAACAGAACAUUUCAAUGGCGUUGCUGAACUUCUUGAAAUAUUAGGAAGUAUUAUCAAUGGCUUUGCAUUGCCACUGAAAGCAGAACAUAAACAAUUUCUAAUGAAGGUUCUUAUUCCUAUGCAUACUGCAAAAGGAUUGGCUUUGUUUCAUGCUCAGCUAGCAUACUGUGUUGUACAGUUUCUGGAGAAAGAUACAACAUUAACAGAACCAGUGAUCAGAGGACUGCUAAAAUUUUGGCCAAAAACAUGCAGUCAGAAAGAGGUGAUGUUUUUAGGAGAAAUUGAAGAAAUCUUAGAUGUCAUUGAACCAACACAGUUCAAAAAAAUUGAAGAGCCACUUUUUAAACAAAUAUCCAAGUGUGUAUCUAGUUCUCACUUUCAGGUUGCAGAAAGGGCAUUGUACUUCUGGAAUAAUGAAUAUAUUCUUAGUUUGAUUGAGGAGAACAUUGAUAAAAUUCUGCCAAUUAUGUUUGCCAGUUUGUACAAAAUUUCCAAAGAACACUGGAAUCCGACCAUAGUAGCACUGGUAUACAACGUGCUGAAAACCCUAAUGGAAAUGAACGGCAAGCUUUUUGAUGACCUUACUGGUUCAUACAAAGCUGAAAGACAGAGAGAGAAAAAGAAAGAAUUGGAACGUGAAGAACUGUGGAGAAAAUUAGAGGAGCUAAAGCUAAAGAAAGCUCUAGAAAAGCAGAACAGUACUUACAAUAUGCACAGUGUUCUCAGCAAUACAAGUGCCGAAUAAAAAAGCCUGCCACCCCUGCUGGAUAGGCAAUUUUGUAUACUUUUUUGAAAUAUGUAAAAACUGCAAAACAAACCUCAUCAGUAUAAUAUAAUUAAGAGGCCAAUUUUUUUUUUCUGGCAACUGUAAAUGAAAAAAAAAUAUGGACUAAACAUAGCCCUGUGCUAUAUAUAUCAUGGCCACAGUAUAUUGUAACCUUUGUCUAAUCAUUGAUUUAUUGUGUCACUUCUGAAAUUUCACAGAAAUGAAUUUUAUCAUCUAUGAUAUGAGUGAGAUAAUUAUGGGAGUGGUAGAAUUAUGACUUGAAUUAUUUUUUGAUUGUGUUGCACACAGAUAUAGUAGUCCGCUCUGUAUAUUUUCCCCUUUUGUAAUGUGCUUUUCACAUUGCUGCAGACCUUAGUUAUAUCCUAGGAAAGUGAAUACUUCCUAAAAUAAAACUAAGGUAUUAUCAUUACCUUUUCUUUUAUCUCCCAGAAAUAUGAUGGGGGGAAUUAUUUGUCCUAACCAUCCCCCCCAUUAAAGAUAUUACUGUACUCUGGAAUUUGAGCAAAACCUUAAAUCUCCAGGCUUUUUAAAGCACAAAAUAUACAUAAAAGCUGGGAAAGUAAACCAAAAUCCAGAUUGUUCUCAUGAAUAUUCUCCUUCACCUGCAGCUCCCCAGUGAUGAGCACAGACUAGCAGAGGCAGCUCAGGCCUCAGUUCAUUCCUCCUCUUCCUUUCCAAGGCGGAAGGCAGGGCCUUUCCAGUCCUUGCGGCCUGCCCUUACCCCAGGCCCCCUGACCCAGGGAUGGAGGCAUUGAGUCCCACAGUGUGGUGAUGCGGAGUGCUGGUUGUCACUGCCUGGCUUUAUUUACAGGAAAUGCAGCAGGCUUCCUUUGUAGAGUUCGGAAAAAGGUAACUUAUAUAGAGGUCUUAUAUGUUUUUACUUGGCCAAGUAUUUCUCACAUCUUUUGUUAUCAGAGUACCAUUCCAAUCUCUUAACUUGCAGUUGUGUGGAAAACUGUUUUGUAAUGAAAUAUCUUCAUUGGAGGAUUGAGCAGCAUUUAAUAAAGUCUAUGUUUGUAUUUUGCCUUA
Molecule: messenger RNA, 2621 nt
Organism: Tupaia belangeri chinensis (Chinese tree shrew)
Lineage: Eukaryota; Metazoa; Chordata; Mammalia; Scandentia; Tupaiidae
Gene: PPP2R5A
Product: protein phosphatase 2 regulatory subunit B'alpha
Exons: 14
Coding region: 27-1550 (507 amino acids)
Biological process (GO): signal transduction; protein dephosphorylation
Cellular component (GO): cytosol; protein phosphatase type 2A complex; nucleus
Molecular function (GO): protein phosphatase activator activity
Source: RefSeq, a predicted model, not a curated record